Molecule: messenger RNA, 744 nt
Organism: Marasmius oreades (fairy-ring Marasmius)
Lineage: Eukaryota; Fungi; Basidiomycota; Agaricomycetes; Agaricales; Marasmiaceae
Exons: 1
Coding region: 1-744 (247 amino acids)
Biological process (GO): protein transport to vacuole involved in ubiquitin-dependent protein catabolic process via the multivesicular body sorting pathway
Cellular component (GO): ESCRT II complex
Source: RefSeq, a predicted model, not a curated record
AUGCGAAGAGGUGUCGGUUUAGCUGCUUUUGAUCGACAUGAACAAUCCAAACGUUCUUUCGCUGAGUUAUCCACGCAACUAUCUGAAAGUCAAGUCCAGCAUCUCCAUUCCCAACUUGCUCAAUUCCGAACUGCUCUAGCUCAUUUCGCUACCAAUCAUCGAGACUCGAUACGCAAAGACCCGAAUUUCAGGCAUGCAUUCCAACAAAUGUGCUCAUCCAUCGGAGUCGAUCCUCUUGCAGGUCCAAAAAAGGGAGGAUGGUGGGCAGAAAUGUUCAAUCUUGGAGACUGGCAGUAUGAAUUGGGUGUGCAAAUCGUGGAUAUUUGUGUGUCCACGAGGGAAAGGAACGGAGGUAUGAUUGUGAUGGAAGAGGUGAUAAGAAUGAUUGUAAAGCUGCGAGGCGUGAGUGACGCAGAGAUUACAGAGGAGGAUAUAGUGCGAAGCAUCAAGACGUUGGAACCUCUCGGUGCAGGUUAUCAAGUGAUCGAUGUUGGCGGGAAAAAGAUGAUAAGGAGCGUUCCGAAAGAGCUGGAUACAGAUCAGGUCCUGGUUCUUGUUACCGCUAGAGAGCGAGGAGGCAGAGUCGUAGAAGAGAUGUUGGUGCACGGACAUCAAUGGACUCGAGAACGGGCUCAUGCUGCCCUUGAGAACAUGCUUCUUCGGGACGGAUUAUGUUGGGUUGACGAGCAGGAUGAAACUUAUGGGCGAGCUUAUUGGAUCCCCUCCACUAUGGAGUGGGAUUGA